UCUUCAAUUCCUCCAUUUACAGAGCGGGAAGCUAUUAAUCGUUUACAGAUAGCAACCAAUUGGGAGGGUAUGCGUAAUGAGCCCGAUUUGGAAACUUCUCAAGCGGAUAUGCUUAAUGAGUCUAAUUUAAGGAAUUCUCAAGCGAAUAAGUAUAACGAGUCCAAUUUGGAGAAUUCUCAAGCAGCUUCUUUUGCAGAAAUGAAUAGUCAAAAAGAGACAAGUUUGGAAACAGAAAGACUCGAUAAAAAUAAGGGAAAACUUUCUGUCACGCCAAGCAGAACAUCUCCAUCAGAUUGUAGUGGCUGCGAUAUGUUGAGAGAAAUUACUCAUCGUAAAGGCCCCCUUGUUAAGAAACUACAGCUUCAUGGCAAAUUAUUACGUGGACGUUUUUUCCAUGCUCUCGGUAAUGUUUUAGACGAGGAUACUACCGUAGUUUCAGAUGCUGAAAAUAUUGAUUUUUAUGAUAAAGGCUACAAGGACGUGGAAAAGUUCCUUUCGCAAUAUUUCAUCAAGCAAGAGCAAGAGGGAUGGAACAUGUAUGACGAUCCACGUGCAGAUUUCUUUAAAGUCCUAUGCUUCAGGCCUGGUGGCAUUCAGACGAGUGAAGCUACGAAUGCUAAUAUCUCUCAAGUAGGGCAGGCUGCAGCUACGGGCUCUCAUGAGGCAACGAACCCCAAUAAUAGUGGGAGACGUUCAAUCAAUCUGAAAGAACAGAGAAAGAGAAUCAAGAUGUUGGGGCGCGAUGAUUUAACACCAUAUUACGGAUUGCCUAGAAGGGAAGCAGCCAGGCGGUUGAAUGUGUCUGAAACUAUAUUACAUAAAAUACAUGGUGAAGUAACAGGCCAUACAGGAGGAUGGCCUUUUAGACAGAUUAGUGCCAGAAAGAGGAAAAUAGCCGAAUUGACAGCUAUUGUAGAUUCAACUAAAAAUCCAGCUGCAAGGAAUCGUGCUAUAAAUGAAAUUCAGAAGCUGGAAAAAGAGAUCGCUGCAUAUUAUGACCGUUGAUGAGUUUCUAGUUUUAUGAUUGAAUGUGAUAAGAUUACAAUAUACUUUGUCACAUUUCACCUGUAACGAAUGAUAAUUUUUGCUGGAUCUUACUUGAUUUAGCAUGCCGUUCUUAGCU
Molecule: messenger RNA, 1123 nt
Organism: Theobroma cacao (cacao)
Lineage: Eukaryota; Viridiplantae; Streptophyta; Magnoliopsida; Malvales; Malvaceae
Source: RefSeq, a predicted model, not a curated record